Molecule: messenger RNA, 306 nt
Organism: Scutellospora calospora
Lineage: Eukaryota; Fungi; Glomeromycota; Glomeromycetes; Diversisporales; Gigasporaceae
Source: the annotation of a GenBank genome assembly
AUGAAAAGAACCAGAGCUGGAAAUAGAUAUACUGCGAAAUGCAAGCACUGUUUGGUUGAGCUAAGUGGCAAGCCUGAUAGACUUCAUCAACACGUUCUUCAGUGCAAUAAUUGGCCUGUUUCUGAAAAAACUUCUUAUAUUCAAAAAAUUAGUGAAGAAACUCAUGCACCCCAUAAACGUACCCAUGAUGAUGAUAACACAUCAUUGAGCAAACAAAUGAACAAGCAAAUGAUGAUAUUGCACAAUGAAAGAAGCGACCAGCUGGUAGAAGAAGAAUGGUCUGUUAAUGAUAUUCUUGAUAUGUAA